Messenger RNA from Solenopsis invicta (red fire ant), 1804 nucleotides. Its product is annotated as odorant receptor 13a-like. Gene Ontology annotation, biological process: sensory perception of smell; detection of chemical stimulus involved in sensory perception of smell. The coding region runs from base 831 to 1613 and encodes 260 amino acids. Lineage: Eukaryota; Metazoa; Arthropoda; Insecta; Hymenoptera; Formicidae. The record is from RefSeq and is a predicted model, not a curated record. Gene Ontology annotation, molecular function: olfactory receptor activity; odorant binding. The transcript has 6 exons. Gene Ontology annotation, cellular component: plasma membrane.
UAUACACGUUUCACGAUUAAAUUUUCCAAAAUAUAUCUGAUUAAAGAUGACGAUUGCAAAUUAACUAAAACUGUCAACAAAAAAACAAUUAAUUAAAGAUUUUUAAUUUGUAAAUUUUGUAAGGAAAACUAUAAUAGAAACAUGGAAUAAUACUGAUUAGUAUCAAUAAUAUUGAAUUAGUAAUAUCAACAAUUAUUUACAUCAAUUAAUAUUUCUACAAGCUGAUGAGAUUAUUUCUAUCUCGUGCCAUGAUCCAUUCAUUUGUAGAACUGUAAACUGAUGUAAAUAUUGCAUUCUCUUCACACUCUAUGUCCCAAUCUUUAACCCCAUCGCACGCAUGCACGCACACGCAUACAGUGAUACUGAAACACGAAAAUCUAAAAAUUUGGUAGUCAUUGUCAAUAUUCUUCAAUUCUGCAUCAAUCCAUGCAUCAAUAUUAGCAAAUAAUGACACACGAUCAAUAAUAUUAGCAGUCUUUGUUGGUACCGACAGUAUUAUUGAUUGCGACCCGUAAGAUCUUUAUAAAAUAUAUUAUAAGAUUAUCGAUCGAUGCCAGAUUAAAGACCUCACUCGACACUUGUUCUGCGAUUGGAAAGAAUUAAAUACUUACGAAGAAUAUGAAAUUAUGAAGUCGUACGCCGCAAACAGUAGACGAUUCUCCUUGAUAUAUUUCGGUGAGACGAGAUCGAGACGAGAUAAGUUAUAGAUCGUCCGAAUUUAAUCGACCGAUCUAUUUAUAUCUCAGUCGUAAUUGUUUCUAUUUUCGAGAUCAUAAUUAAUAUAACGUAUCUCGCUAAUAUCGUACAUUGCAGUAUACUGCUCUGCAGGGAUGAUUACGUUUACGUCCAUGUCUCUUAUACCGCAUAUCCUCGAUAUUGUAUCAUCUCUCAACGAGUCCCGGCCUAUAUUACCGCCAUAUCGAGGAUACUAUUUUGUCGAUAUGCGAGAAUAUUUCUUUGAAAUAUUCUGGCAUUCCGUCGUGGCCUGGCAAAUUGUUAUGGUUGGUAUAAUUUCCCACGACUGCUUGUUUGUAACGUUUGUCGAACAUGUUUGCAGCAAGUUUGCUAUAACUGGAUUUCACUACAAACAUUUAUUUCAAGAUUGUAGAAAUAAAAUGAAAAGUACACCAUCGAUGAAUCCUGACGCGACAGAUUUCAAGAGAGUAGCGUUCCUCGUACGUAAACAUCGGGAAGCAUUAGAACUCGCGCAAUUGCUCGAAGAUACGUUUACCAUACCUUUAGCUAUGCAGAUAUUUAUAGCAACGAUAGGGAUGAGCAUUACUUUGCUACAAAUUACGGAGAAAACUAGCGAUAACUUGGAAGCAAUGAGGUACGUGUUUUAUGUCGGUGGUCAAUUGAUUCAUUUGUUCUUUCUUAGCUUCGAAGGACAAAGGUUGAUAGAUCACAGCCUUCAGAUACGCAAUAAGAUGUACAGCAGCUGCUGGUACAAAGCAUCCACGAGAUUACAAAAGAUGAUCAUGCUGGUGAUGAUGAAAAGUCUUCACCCGAGUUUUUUAAGCGCUGGUAAAAUUUACAUUUUCUCCUUACAAAGUUUCACAUCGGUUCUGCAAACCUCAAUGUCAUACUUUACAGUAUUUGCGUCCUUUCAAUAGCUUAUACUUCCUGUAUCCAGCAAUUGAGCAACGACAACAAAAGCGAUCGAAAACAAUAUGCGUGUGUGUCAUUGCAACACGUUUACUAUAAUAUAUAAAAAUAUACUUUUGUUAAUCAUAUAUGUAACGUUUAUAAAUUACAUAACUAGUAUAUAUCAAGUUGUAGUAAAGGUAAGAGUAUCAUUGUUAAA